GCCCGGCCCGGCCUCCUCGGGCCGCCAUGGCCGCGCCCGCCGCGGGGGACGAGCUGCCCGUGCCCGAAUCAGGUGCUGUUUUCACAUUUGGGAGAAGCAAAUUUGCAGAAGAUGUUCCUAGCAAGUUCUGGUUCAAAAAUGACAAGCCUGUACUUAUAUCAUGUGGAGAUGAACAUACCGCUAUUAUUACAGGGAAAGGUAAACUGUACAUGUUCGGCAGUAACGACUGGGGCCAGUUAGGACUGGGAUCAAAGAGCACUGUCAGCAAACCAACAUGUGUUAAAGCUUUAAAACCAGAAAAACCAAAACUUGCUGUUUGUGGAAGAAAUCACACUUUAGUUUACACAGAAAAAGGAAAUGUGUAUGCUGCUGGAGGUAACAGUGAAGGUCAGCUGGGAUUAGGUGACACAGAAGAAAGGACCACAUUUCAUUUAGUAAGUUUUUUCACCAGCCAGCACAAGAUCAAGCAGCUAGCAGCUGGAUCAUACACCUCAGCAGCAGUAACUGAGGAUGGGCAGCUUUUUGUGUGGGGUGAUAAUUCAGAAGGUCAGAUUGGCUUGGCCAAUGAAUCCUAUGUCAGUGUCCCCUGUCGAGUGGAUGUUGGAAAACCUGUUUCCUCUGUAUCCUGUGGAUAUUAUCACUCUGCCUUGAUAACAGGAGAUGGUGAGCUCUAUACUUUUGGAGAACCUGCAAAUGGUAAACUGGGAUUAUUGCCUGAACAGCUGAAGAACAAUAGAGUCCCACAGCCUGUACUGGGAAUUAUGGAAAAAGUUAAUAAGGUUGCUUGUGGUGGAGAGCACACAGUGGUGCUGACAGAGACAGAUGUCUAUACUUUUGGACUUGGACAAUAUGGGCAGCUGGGCCAUGGUACUUUUGUUUUUGAAUCUUCAGUGCCGAAGUCUGUGAAACACUUGAAGAAGCAUAAAAUACGUAACGUUGCAUGUGGGGAAAAUCACACUGCUGUAAUAGCAGAGAAUGGCCUCAUGUUCACUUUUGGAGAUGGACGACAUGGCAAGCUGGGCUUUGGAGAAGAGAGUUUUACAAACCUGUUUGAUCCCACUCUGUGUUAUAAUUUCUUGAAGUUCACAGUGCUUUUGGUUGCUUGUGGUGGUUGUCACAUGCUGGUUUUUGCUGCUCCAAGACCUAAAGGAUCUGAAGAAAUACCCUUAGAAGAUUUAUAUGAGAAUCCUUUGACUGCUACUAUCCCUAAAAUGAGCGGGGACUUUGUACUGGCAGACACCUUACAACUGUCAGCAGCACGAAUGCGACGUCGGGAGAGGGAAAGGUCACCAGAACAGUUUAUUCGAAUGGCACGAACUCUGCCUCCACUGGGAAAAAGCUUCUUAAAAUCUUCAUUGCCUGUGACAAGCAACACUACCCCAUUCAGUUUUUCUGCAACAAGUCUUCCUAAAGCUGAAUCUGUGGCAGAUGGAGACAGUGAAAAAGAAAAUGAUCAUCAAAAGGGUAAACCUGGUGAAACCUCUGCAGAAGAAGAUUCAGAUGAUGACAGUACUGACAGAAAUCUUGGAGAUACAACUGACAUCCUAAAUAUGACACAUGCAAUGAAAUUGAAUCCCAGUGACUGGUCCAUAGAAUUAUCACCACUCCAGAAACAGAAGGAGUCACAGGCUGAGGGAGACAGUGAGAAUGAGGAAGAAGAAGAGGAAGAGGAGGGAGAAGAGGGAGUGCAGGAAGAAGAAGAAGAAAAAGAGGAAGAAGAAGAAGAAGAAGAGGAAGAAGAAGAAGAGGAAGGAGAAGGGGAAGAGGGAGAAGAAGAAGGGGAAGAGGGAGAAGAAGGGGAAGAGGGAGAGGGGGAAGAAGAAGAAGAGGAGGAAAGGGAUGAAAAAUAUGCAAAAGAGAAACCUAGUAAAACACCUGAGGGAGAGAAAAGCAGUAAUAGCACAAUGGAAACUGGAGAGACAGAAGAGACUACUCAGAAAGAGACCAUCAUUCAGCAGGAUGAAGAAAGCACCAACAAUCAUACUGUGAAAAAUUCUUCAGAGAACAAUGAUGACCAAAUAACUGGAGGAAUUGUUGGGAGAAAAAAGUUUUCCCUGUUUAAGCGAAAGCCACUGACAGGCCAGAAGAAUGUAUGUAGCAGAAAGGAAGACAGAUCUGAAAAGCCAUUACAGACUGAAGAAAAAGAAAAGGAAGAUUUACCUGGUGAAGACAGUAAGGAUGAAAAUCAGAAUCAUACAUUGGAGAAUUCCAGUGAAACUGUGACUAACCAGGACAGAAGGAUGAAAGUUAAUACAUGUAUGUUACUCUAACACUGUUAUAAUAUGUGAGAAUGUGACAGUCUUAAAGCACAUAGUGCAAUUUUUACUUGAAAACAGUUAUGACUUGCAAUGUUGGUAGCUGCUCUUUUUGAUUGAUUUGAUUACUGUAAUUUUAAAUAGGCAGAUGAUUUUCUUGAUAUUUAUUGGUAAUUUUAAUUGUUUAAAUUGAUAUACUUAUCAGCACCUUGCUGGAGUUCUGUGGCCUUACCUGUUGGUGUUCUAAAACAAAAUGUGGGGGUUGUGUGUGAAAAGUUGAAUACAGUCAUUUUAUGGUUUUUUUCUAAAUAAUUUUAUUCUGCGCCAGUCUACAGAGUACCACUUUCGGUAUGAUACUCUUGCAAAAUUAUAUCUGAUGUAAGAUAUUAUUUGAUUUAACAACUUAGUUAAGAAUAUUGGGGGUACUCAGUUACUUACAAACAUGUUUUGACUUAGAAAAGUAGCAAUAGAACUUUCAAGUUAAGGUGUAGGCCAUUAUGGAAGAAGUUACUUGAGUUCAUGCCUAAUUUCAUGUAUGGCAGCAGUCCCAUAGGGAACAGUACCUAAGAGAAGUAUGUAAGAAAAUAUGUAAGUAACUAUCCUGCCAAACUGGCACUUGGAGAAACCUUUUAUUUCUGAGAGGUGCUGAACACCUUUACUCCUGCUGAGAUCAGAAUAAGCUGUUGGGCCUCUCUCCUCACAGGAUCAGGCCCAGUGAAAACUGGACAUCCUCACUCUUGUUUCGCUUGGAUUCUAAUCCUAUAUUCUUUGAACAUCCAUAUCUAGUGAAGCUUUUCUUACAGGAAAAUAAUGUAACCAGAAUUACUGUGGCAUAUAUUGGUAUGCCAGACAGAUCAUGGUGGGAUAAAUAUUCAUGAUUUUCUCAGGCAGCUUGGCUUUUCUUCAAAUAGAGACUUUGCAGCAGGAGCAAUGAAUCUCAUUAUUGGUAUGGAAGAGCAGAAUGUUUGCUUUUUCAAUUAGUAGAAGAGGCAGAAGUCACAAACUGACUAUCUGAUUACUGACAUUCCCACUAAAUGAAAUUUGAUUUCUCAAUUUAGUCAGGUGAAUAAUAAAUAUAACCCUUAGAAUCAUAGAUAUAUUAAAGAUGGAAAAACCAUCUAUGAUCAUUGAGUCCCACAGAUAACCCUGCACCACCAUCUUCCCCACUACGUCAUGUCCCUGAGUGCCGUAUCUACACGCCUUUUGGAUACUUCCAGGGAUGGUGACUCUACCCCUUCCCUGGGCACUCUGUUCCAAUGCUUGAUAAUCUUUUCAGU
Pipra filicauda (Wire-tailed manakin) is the source of this 3532-nucleotide messenger RNA. It is a transcript of the gene RPGR, whose product is annotated as retinitis pigmentosa GTPase regulator. NCBI's taxonomy places the organism in Eukaryota, Metazoa, Chordata, Aves, Passeriformes, Pipridae. The record is from RefSeq and is a predicted model, not a curated record. Gene Ontology annotation, molecular function: ubiquitin protein ligase activity. Gene Ontology annotation, cellular component: photoreceptor outer segment. The transcript has 19 exons. Bases 27 to 2270 code for a protein of 747 amino acids. Gene Ontology annotation, biological process: protein ubiquitination; visual perception; ubiquitin-dependent protein catabolic process.